UGCACUAUUUGAAGGCUGUGUGUGUGUGUAUGAGAGUGCAUGUGUGUGCGUCUGAAGCCAUAGGCAAGAUGGGGGGGACAGAAUGGUGCCGUAUGGUUUUCAUAACUCUCUGAGGGUUUUCAAUUCUGCCCCCUCUCCCCCCCAGCCCACCACCCCUACCCGUCAACCCCUCCAGCCUUCACUUAUACACUCACACACUUUACCAGCCCCCUCUUCCAAAAACACACAAUUCUUUUUCCUCUACGUAGCCUCCCCCCCCUUUCCACCCUCCCCCAUCUUUCUCUCCUUCUGAGGUUCAGUCAAGAAAGCCAGCUUUGCAGAGGCAAGAAAGCCCCAGCAGGCUCACAUACAGGAGAGGCUUUCUGUCACUGAAAUUCAUCAGACUCAUAUGCCGACUCUAUUUAACUCCUUUGGACUCCUCCUAUCAACAAUUUCAAACCCUGGACUCUACUGAUACUUCACUGGACUUUAUUUUGGACUCUUCUAGACUCAACUGGACUUCAUAGGGGAUUCCACUGGACUGCAUUGGUGUCUAUUAGUUUUAUGUAGGAUCUGGUGGAAUCUGAUUUACCGUGGCAGCAGUGCUGACAGUUGGCUUUUGAAUGGAGUUUGACUGAUUCUGCACUGUAGGGCUAAUUGUCUGAGGGUUUGGACAAUCCAAAGUAAAUUAAGGUAAUCCAAUGUCAGUUCUGGAUUUAUCUGCCUCAGAUUACUUUGUGUAAAAGGCCAAUUAGAUCAUAUUAUUUAUUGAAAUACACUAAAUGAUAGAAAGAUAUAGCAAGUCUGCAAGUUUGCAUUUGUUAAAUUGAUUGAAGUGGGUGAAAAAUAGUUAUUUAUUUUGACAACAAGGUUGAAUGUUGGCCUAGUUUAAACCUCAUGUCUUGGUGGAGGAUGCAAAAGACCAUCAGGAGCAGUAGCAGCUGCAGCAACAUGAGUCUCCUGUGUGUCCUGUGGCUGCUGAUGGUCUGUCUCGCUCCUGGAAGCCGAGGCCAGAGGCUGAGGGAGACGGAGGGCGAGCAGCCAGCAGCCAGGGCUCAGCUGGCGGAGAGAGACGCACUCUGCCACCAGGAUGGAUGCUACACUGUCUUCCUCCAGAAGAGAUCCUUCAGGGAGGCUGGGCGGAGCUGCAGGGAGCGAGGUGGGACCCUGGCAACGAUGCAUACCGACAAGGCAGCGGGUGUGGUCCACGAGCUGCUGUCAGCCAUUGAGGCACAGGGGACCAGGUCACGGUUUCGCCUCUGGAUCGGGCUGCACAGACCACCACGCCAGUGUUCAUCCACCCGACCACUCAGAGGAUUCGUCUGGGUCACAGGAGACCAGGAUGGCCAGUUCACCAACUGGCUCCGUGAAGACACCCCUGGGACCUGUGCAGCCCCUCGCUGUGUGGCCAUGACCGUCCACACUUCUGAGAGCGGACGUGAAAGCAACGACAAUUUCCGGUGGCUUGACGGCUCCUGUGCGCUGCCGUUGGAUGGAUACGUUUGCCAGUACAACUACAAAGGAAUGUGUCCACCACUGGAGGACGAGGGUAGAGGUCCAGCUGUUUACACCACCCCAUUUCACCUUCUCAGCACCCUGCUCACUCAUGUGCCCUAUGGGUCUGUAGCUACUCUGCCCUGCCCUGCAGACAGCUCGGACCCAGAUGCUCCUGCUGAGCAGACGGUGCUGUGCAUGGAGAGAGAUGAUGAGACAGUGGGCUGGUCCAGGGAUGCCCCACUCUGCUCGUCCAGCGCAGGUCCAAAGAACCAGGACUGGUGUAGCGGGGAUCAUGGGUGUGAGCAGUACUGUCAGAACACAGACACAGACUACUACUGUUACUGCUCUGAGGGCUUUACGAUAGAUGACGACGGGUACGGCUGCAAACCUGACCCCCUGAGCCAAACUGAUCCCCCUGAAUUAUCCUCUGACUCCGCCGGCCCCACCGAACAGCCCCACAUCAAAGAGGUCUGUGUGGAGAUGGGGUGCGAGUACGACUGUGUGGAGACGUCUCGGGGAAUCCGCUGCACUUGCCCCCCAGGUUACCAAAUGGGUCCAGAUGGCCGCAGAUGUUCUGAUGUAGACGAAUGUCAACAACAACCAUGCCCACAAGUCUGUGUCAACAUCCCAGGCACCUUCCACUGCACCUGCCACCCCGGCUACCAGCCAGAUGAUGAGGGGGAGUGUGUGGACAUUGACGAGUGCCUUGACGAGGGCAGCUGUGAAGGCACCUGUGAGAACACAGUGGGGUCCUUCACAUGCCUGUGUAACCCCGGUUAUGAGUUGGGCAGUGGAGGAGAGUGUGUAGAUGUGGACGAGUGUGUGGGGGAGUCGCCCUGCCAGCAGCAGUGUCUCAACUAUAUGGGAGGGUACCAGUGUUACUGUGACAAUGGUUAUGACCUGCAGUCAGAUGGACUUACCUGCCUACCUUCACCUGAUGAUGAAGAAUAUUCCACUCUGACUCCUGACCCCAGUGACUCUGCUCACAUACCUGAUUUGGACCCCAACCAUGAUAUUCCCUGGUCCACCUCAUUCACCCCGGACCCAAACUUUGAAGCUGACACUAACUUUGAUGUUGACUGGCUGACAGAAGCCCCUGAGGGACGCUCCUCUGACGUGUCUCAUGGCUCAGAUAAUCAUCUAAACCAAUGGGAUGCCCUGUCACCAAAGCGAUUUCAGACAGUCCCAUCCCCAACGCAGAAAGACAGCACAGGCAAUGAAAUUGAUAAUGAUGCUGAAGCUAAGGCAGGAGGUAGAGAAGCUAGUGAUGGGGUGGGAGCUGCAAAAGGGUCAGCCACUGGGACUAGGGAGGGGGAGGAAUCCAAGAUGGAUAGUACAGAGGAUGUCACACCUGAGGUAGGGGCUGGAUCUGCUGCAGGUAAACGGAAGCAUGACAAAAGCUGGCUGCUGGUGGCCCUGCUGGUGCCUCUGUGUGUGUUCCUUGUAGUGAUGCUGGCUCUGGGGAUCGUCUACUGCACCAGCUGUGCUGUGGACAAGAGCCUGAGCUUUUCAGACUGUUAUCGCUGGAUACUUCCUACGACACCUCCUGAGAGGAGGGAUGGCAAAACCCAAGCAUGAACCCUAAAAUCAACAAACACAGGUGCACGCACACGCACACAGAUGUGUUGAAAGCCCAGAUGUCUGUUAACAUUUCUCUUUUGGUGCAGAACUGGUCACUGAAGCUGCCUUUUGGGGUUAGUACAGCUGACUGGCUUUCCCAAUCAUCAAAAAAAACUUAAUACUUUCUGUUGCACACCUUUUGUAAAUAAUUCACUUUCUCAUCAUGUUUUUACAUUUCAAUAAA
Messenger RNA from Chelmon rostratus (copperband butterflyfish), 3280 nucleotides. Its product is annotated as endosialin-like. The record is from RefSeq and is a predicted model, not a curated record. The coding region runs from base 877 to 3054 and encodes 725 amino acids. The transcript is spliced from 2 exons. Gene Ontology annotation, biological process: cell migration. Gene Ontology annotation, molecular function: calcium ion binding; extracellular matrix protein binding; extracellular matrix binding. Gene Ontology annotation, cellular component: external side of plasma membrane; extracellular matrix. Lineage: Eukaryota; Metazoa; Chordata; Actinopteri; Chaetodontiformes; Chaetodontidae.